AGUCCCAUAUGGAUGAUACUUUUUUUUUUUGGGUGAAGCUGCCGGAUAAGGCGCAUGGCUCUGCUUUUCCGCCUUUUAUGCGUAAAACCAAGAAAGCUGCACAAGACAGCAACUCAAUAGUUAAAUGAUAAUUUAACAGUCACCCCCUGCGUGCACGCGCACAUCCGCACGUGUUAAACUCAGGCUUCAUAAGCCAGCAGCUGGGACUGGCACCUCAGUGUUUUCCUCUGAUCCUGUCAGCGCAGUAGCUCGGAGAAGAUGGCACUGGCAGAUGCAGAGCGCGGGGGGUCCUGCUGCGGGGACCCCGGCUCCCUGUUCUCAGAGAUCAUCGAGCUGAACGUCGGGGGACAGGUUUAUGUGACCAGACACAAGACUCUGAUCGCCGUCCCGGACUCGCUCCUGUGGAACAUGUUCAGUAAGAAGUCCCCCAAGGAGCUGGCGAGGGACAGCAAGGGGCGCUUCUUCUUGGACAGGGACGGCUUCUUGUUCCGCUACAUCCUCGAUUAUCUCCGUGAUCUGAACUUGGUCCUGCCGGACUACUUCCCGGAGAAAAGUCGGCUACAGAGGGAGGCGGACUUUUUCUUGCUGCGGGACCUCGCCAAACGCCUCAACCCGCGGGUGAGUAAGGACAACUCGAUCAGUGAGGAGAUCAGCCAGAGCGACACGGAGGAGGGCGCGCAGCAGUCCUUCGGUGGAACCGACACUUUACGCACUAUGUCCGUCACCGGGGCCAUGCGCUCCCCGUCCCUGGAUUCCAGACGCUCCGGCUACAUCACGAUAGGAUACCGCGGCUCCUACACAAUUGGCAGAGACAUCCAAACCGACGCCAAAUUCAGGAGAGUCGCGCGCAUCACCGUCUGCGGGAAGACUUCUCUGGCCAAAGAGGUGUUCGGGGAGACGCUGAAUGAGAGCAGGGAUCCGGACAGGCCCCCGGAGAGAUACACGUCCCGCUACUAUCUGAAGUAUAAUUUUCUAGAGCAGGCGUUUGACAAACUGACAGAGGCGGGUUUCCACAUGGUGGCCUGCAGCUCCACCGGCACCUGCGCCUACACCAGCAACGACCCGACCGAGGACAAAAUCUGGACAAGCUACACCGAAUAUGUAUUCUGUCGGGAAUAGUACUCAUCUGGCUCGUCCGUGCCGCUCUCCGUGUAAAUAUGUGUCAUAAUUUAGAGGGGAAGGUCUUUAAAGUGGUGACGUUUAGUAAAGGCGAAAAACGCAAAACGCGCCAAAAACAGAUUUUACGCAUCGGAUUCUAAGCAGAAUAAGCGGUGCAGCUUUGAGGUACAAAGAGAGCACAGCAUCAUCCAACCCGACACUUAUCCAAAGCUCUAUAUUGCAUAAUAAACUAUCAUCUUGAUCAUCAUGUCAAUGUUUCAGUCAUAUCUGACUCAGCUGUGAGAGCUGAGCAGAGACCAGGAGCAGAAGCAGCCAUUAGUAUUCAGUGUGACUUCGAGACUCACUUGUUUGGCCAAGUUUUGUAAGAUCUUCUAUCGGUUUGAUCGCUGCAGAGAUUGUAAAUGUGCGUGGAGUGUUCCUUGUGUUUGUUAUUAAGUGUUCAGACUAAAUAAAAACAAUCUUCUACUC
This is a messenger RNA of Nothobranchius furzeri (turquoise killifish), 1587 nucleotides long. It is a transcript of the gene kctd12.1, whose product is annotated as potassium channel tetramerisation domain containing 12.1. The record is from RefSeq and is a predicted model, not a curated record. NCBI's taxonomy places the organism in Eukaryota, Metazoa, Chordata, Actinopteri, Cyprinodontiformes, Nothobranchiidae. Gene Ontology annotation, molecular function: protein binding. Gene Ontology annotation, cellular component: postsynaptic membrane; signaling receptor complex; presynaptic membrane. Gene Ontology annotation, biological process: regulation of G protein-coupled receptor signaling pathway; protein homooligomerization.